Messenger RNA from Cornus florida, 369 nucleotides. RefSeq lists its product as uncharacterized. NCBI's taxonomy places the organism in Eukaryota, Viridiplantae, Streptophyta, Magnoliopsida, Cornales, Cornaceae. The record is from RefSeq and is a predicted model, not a curated record. The coding region runs from base 1 to 369 and encodes 122 amino acids. The transcript has a single exon.
AUGAUAUCCCCAUUCUUUAUAGCCGCACUUAAUGGGGAGUUUCAAGGCUAUUUCAAAGGUAAAAGAGGGCUGAGACAAGGAGACCCCCUCUCACCUUUCCUCUUUGUCAUAGCCAUGGAUGUUCUAUCUUCCAUCAUUAAGAAUUAUGUGGGUAGAGUGUAUAAUUUCAAAUACCACUGGAGGUGCAAGGAUCCAAAGAUCACUCGUCUCUCUUAUGCAGAUGAUUUGUUCUUGUUUUGCCAUGGAGACAUCUCAUUAGUUUCAGUUCUUAAAUGUACAGUUGACCAUUUUUACACUAUGUCUGGACUUGAGAUAAACUUCAGCAAAAGUUCAAUUUUCCUUUCAGGAGUAGAGGAUCACACCCAAUAA